UUCAAGAAACACGCAAUAUAAUGAGUAAAAAAUAUGGAUUCUCCCACUCAUGAGUUUUGUUUCCGCUCCAAUGUCCACCAGUGUCUUUUAUUCAAGUUACCCUCUUACUGAUAUCGAUUCGACAAACAGAAAAACUAUACAAGGAAGGUCUUAGUGAGUGGGGUUUAUGUAAAUACAUGCUGAUAUCUACCGCAAUAUGGUAUUGAAACAUGAAAAAUGUAUGCGGGAUAAGGGGAAAGGUGUCGUGUAUAUGUUUAGUGGGUGUAAAGGUUAGUAUGGCUGAGAUACGGAGGAAGAUUAGGAGAGCUAAGAUUAAGAUUAAGAUUGGGAAGAGUGAGGGGUUCGGUAUGUUUUGAUAUAUCCUGUUGCAAUUUUUACUCUUGAUUUGGAAAUACUUACAGUGGUUGUAGAUUCCUUAUCUCCUCUUAAUCUCGAGUAUAUCACUACGGAAGCUGAAAGUGAGGAUUCUUCACAAGAUGGCAUUACUGCUGUUAACUCUUCGUCGUCCAACGCAAGUGUUCAUUCAGAUGAUAGUAUCUGUCCUCUUGAUGAUGAUUUAUCUUCCGAAGAAACCCAGGGUCAGAUUAUUUGGAACACACCAGAGCGAUAUAAUACCACUCCAAUCCCAAGUCUUGAACCCCAAACAUGGAAUAACAAAUCAUCACAAGAAAUCCUAGAGAUCUACCAAGGAAUAGACAUCUGGCACCAAACACGAAAUUCAGACCCAUCUCUUGAAUUUCUUGGAACUCGAAACGCCUCCGUCAAAUUCCACGAAGCGUUAUUCGGAUUCAAUUAUCUAAAUUCACCCAAUGAUUUAAAAACAAGAGGAGCAGCCUACCACAUUGCGGAACGCUAUGCUCAUCUCGGUCAGAAAGAGCAUUUUAUCGCUGUUCUUGACUGGCUGGGUAGGGAAUUAGUAAGGUGUGGAAAUAGGGCUAAUGAGACGAAUGCGCAUGUGGUUCGAGUUAUAGAUCUUUUUCAUGUGUGUGGUACGCCGAAAGAAGCGGUUGUGUUGUUAUAUACAAGUUUGGCGGAAUAGCGAGAUCUUCUUUUUUGAUAUCUCUGUUUUGCAGAUCUAUUUAUCUGUCAGGAUAUAUUUGGAGUAUAUU
Molecule: messenger RNA, 1109 nt
Organism: Sclerotinia trifoliorum
Lineage: Eukaryota; Fungi; Ascomycota; Leotiomycetes; Helotiales; Sclerotiniaceae
Source: the annotation of a GenBank genome assembly